UGUACUCCAAACUGGGCAACAGAGCAAUAAAAAAAUUAUUGAGUACAAUGGUCUUGAAACAGACACACAAAUUUAACAUUUCAUAGUGAAACAUCCUAAAGCCAUAUAGGAGAUGGGUUUCUUACCACAAAGUAUUAGGAAAAUCAUUCAUUUCAUUCAGAAAGAAAGUCUAGUUGUAGCCAUACCGUACACUGAAAUGAACUGUAGUUAAUUGCCUGAUUUUACAUUUCUUUUGUUAUCUAUUAGAAAUCUAUUAUCACGAAUUCAUCUUCUGAAUGUCUGCAGACAUGCCAAUCUCUCAAUAUGGGCACACGUGGCAAGAAUCUAAGUCCCCGCGUCCUUUCAUUUCCUUGAGAACAUCGCUGCUGGAACCCAGCGUCUUCCUGUUAGAAUUUGGCCUCAUGCACAGCUGUCACCUCCAGGGCCCUUGAGGCGCCUUGGGUGCAAAAUUUAAGAAGGUGCUCACUCUCAGGGCUAUGCAAGUGAUGGGCCAGUACUUGCAUGGCCCGAGAGUGAGUUUCUUGCUCAGUGUUGUGUCCUGGGCACCUUGCUCACUUCUCGCUAAUCCUGGCGCUGCUUGCUGCCUUCCUUUGUUGGGUCCUUUUUUCCCCGGAUCCUAUGCCUUCCUCUUUCUUGGUUUACUUCCUCAUUUUGGUGAAGCACAUUCUCCAGUAGUUUUCUGAGACAGGAACAUGGGAGACAAAUUAUCUGAGACUGUGUAUCUGAAAUUGCCUUUAUUCGACUUCUAUACUUGAUUAAUAAUUUGGCUGCAUAUAUAAUAUCUUAGCUGUGCUAGUGUAAGUAUUUGAGUCUAGAGUCUGUUUGGUUCAAUUUUUCAGGGAUAAUCCUCCUAUCAUCUAGUUGUGUAGGGGAGGAGAGGGAGCCUGGGGUUCUAACUAAUUCCUUGGCAGACUUUCAACCAAUCUCCCAGUUUUUCUAGCCCUGUGCCUGAUCCCUGCUUCUUGUGACACCUGAUGCCUCCAAAUUUUGAGUCUUUCCUAGAUUCUUCAGUGCAAACAGGCUCACUUCUUGUAGGCAUCCCCCUUGCAGGUAACUAGAUUUUAAUUUUUUUUUUCUAAGUCAGUUACCCCUUCCUCCAUCUGCUUUCCUACAUGCAAAUGUUUUGCUGAUCUCUUAUCUGCUGUUGGCAUCUCAUUAAUUCUCUUUCUCCUUGUGUAUCUGUGUUAAAAAAAACAUUUUAAUGAUGAUUUUCAUGGAGCUCGAGCAAGAACUCAAGGCAAAAGCUUGUGUUCAACAUGCGAUGUUCAAUUAGAAGUGUUCUGUCUUUUCUAACCUUUUAUUGACCCACUUUCCCAAACAAUCUUACCUACAGCUGCCUUAAAAAUUGAGUCCAGUCAUCAUUCUGAGUGUGGCUCCCUAUGACUCAUCUCUAGUAACUCUUCCUAACUAUGUUAACCUACAGUGUUCCUCUCUUAUUGCCCAGUACCUUACUCAAUUCCGGUUUGUAUUUUUCUUUGUUUGCUACCUUGUGUGCUCCCAACCGGGCUAAAGAUAGGUCUUGGCUUUCUUUGGUAUUCCCUUCACUGAUGCCUCAGAGAGAAGAUAUGGAGAGGAGGAUGUGAAGUGGGGGAAAACUGUUCCAGGAUUCCCCACCUCUGGUAGCCCACCACUGGUUCACUGCCAUUGAACACACUGCAGGCAGAGCCCAGUGCAGUGCUGGAGCAGGGCCCAGGAAGGAGAGGGCUUACAGUGUGAAGCUCAGCUGGGGAGGAAGACACCUUGCCUUCUAGAUCUGAAUCAGGUUCCCAAGGCCAGAUAGGAGAGGGGGCUGGAGACAUGGGCAGGUGGGGCCAGGUGCUGGGAUGAAGAAGUGAGAGUGUUGAGUGGGUAUGGGUGAGAGAGAGUGUGCGUGACCUUGGGGUGGACAGAACUCCGGAAAGAGGGUAAGCCUGAUGGACUGCUUGAAAUUCAUUAACUUUGGGCUGGGCUUCCUGCAGUAAUGACUUCGAUGGUUGUGAACCUCUACCUGGUGGUAUUCACACAAUACUGGUUUGUCACUGUGCUUAUACUCACCUGGCUGGUUUUUGACUGGAAGACUCCUGAGCGAGGUGGCCGCCGGUAUGCCUGUGUGAGGAACUGGAGCCUGUGGAAACACUACUGCGAUUACUUCCCUCUCAAGCUUCUGAAGACUCAUGACAUCUCCCCCAACCGCAACUACAUUGUCGUCUGCCACCCUCAUGGGAUCUUGGCCCAUACAUGGUUUGGCCACUUUUCCUCAGAGGGCUCAGGCUUCUCCAGGAUGUUUCCUGGUAUCACCCCUUACACACUCACACUGGGCGCCCUUUUCUGGAUGCCUUUCCUCAGAGACUAUGUAAUGGCUACAGGGGCCUGCUCUGUGAGUGAAUCCUCCAUGGACUUUCUGCUGACUCAUAAAGGCACAGGCAACAUGCUCAUUGUGGUGGUUGGUGGCCUGGCUGAGUGCAGAUACAGCCUGCCAGGCUCCUGCACCCUGGUCUUGAAGAACCGGUCUGGCUUUGUGCGCGUGGCCCUUCGGCAUGGGGUGGCUCUGAUACCUACCUAUGCGUUUGGAGAGGCAGACCUCUAUGAUCAGCACAUUUUCACUCCUGGGGGCUUUGUCAACCGCUUCCAGAAGUGGUUCCAGAGUCUGGUACACAUCUACCCUUGUGCUUUCUACGGACGUGGCUUCACCAAGAACUCCCGGGGCCUUUUGCCCUAUGCUCUGCCUGUAACCACCAUCGUCGGGGAGCCUCUACAAAUGCCCAAGAUUGAGAAUCCGAGCCCGGAGAUUGUGGCUAAAUACCACGCACUCUAUAUCGAAGCCUUAUGUAAACUGUUUGACCAGCAUAAGACCAAGUUUGGCAUCUCAGAGACCCAGAAGCUGGAGAUAAUUUGACAGACAUCCCCAGCAGCCUUCAACCUGGCUGGAAGCUACAGGAGAGACAGUCCCAAGAAACAGGGAAGAGCCUACGGCAGAGGGGCACAGAAGGCACUUUGGAACCAGCAUUGAGGAAAACAAUGGACAAAAUAAAAAG
Saimiri boliviensis boliviensis (Bolivian squirrel monkey) is the source of this 3014-nucleotide messenger RNA. It is a transcript of the gene AWAT2, whose product is annotated as acyl-CoA wax alcohol acyltransferase 2. The record is from RefSeq and is a predicted model, not a curated record. Gene Ontology annotation, biological process: lipid metabolic process. Gene Ontology annotation, molecular function: retinol O-fatty-acyltransferase activity. Gene Ontology annotation, cellular component: endoplasmic reticulum membrane. NCBI's taxonomy places the organism in Eukaryota, Metazoa, Chordata, Mammalia, Primates, Cebidae.